CGAGGCGGGCGUCCCCGGCGCAGGCGGGAAAGGGGCGAGGGGGUGUGCGGGGAGGGGCAGCGCCGGAGCCUGCGCGCGCACCGUUCCCGCGUCAGUCGCUGGGCGGCGGUAGCCGGCGCACGGUCGAUAUCGCCUGGCCAUGCUGCCUGCACGCGCUUCCGCGCUGUGAAGAGACCAGAGGUCAGUGACAUGUGUGUGUAACAGGGUCAACUCAUCAUGUGCCUUGGGGAACCUGUACCGGUUGUAAUGCGAAUGCUGCUUUCAUAGGAUUUUUUUACAAUAAUGCGGCAAUCCAAUGGAGUCUAGCUUAGGCAAAACUGAAGCCGAUUCAUGUCAUGCGCUGAUUUCCAACGCUAUGCUAACUUUACGUGAGGGGUACGGCGGGUGUGGGCGGCGGCGCGGCGCGGGCGGGGCGGGGUCGCGCGGCAUGCGGCGGCGCCCGCUGCUGCCGCUGCUGUUGCUGGCGCUGCUGCGCGCGCACGGCCUGCUCGCCGCCUCUGGAGAAGCUGAUUACACACUGGACGAUUCAUUUUGGAAUGAAGAAAGCCCAGUUGGUGAAGUCGAGCGGCUGUUACGCGAGUACCGACAGAACCAGGAGUUAGUGCGGAACAUCGGAGCCCACUACUACCAGAUCAUCUACCCAGUACAGCUACGUCAUCACGAGAAGAUGGGCAUUUCCACGCGCGAGGUCAACGCGCAGAAGGGACGCGGCUAUGGUUCAGACUACCAACAGGGCACUCGGUCGCGUGCUAGGACUGGCAAACACUUCCACCGGACUUCCCUCCUCAUCAAAGCUUUCAACCACAAGUUCCGAUUAGACCUCGAGCUUAACACGCAACUGCUAGCACCUAACCUGAAACAAACACACUUCCUGUCCAACGGCGUUGAAACUGAAAUAAGACAAGAAAUCGAGCACUGCUACUACCAUGGUACAGUGAAGGACUACCCGGGCGCGUCGGCGGCGUUCCACACUUGCAACGGCGUAUCUGGCGUUAUACACAUCGGGAACGAGACUUUCGUGAUACACCCGUUCUACGGUGGAGAUCUCUCGAAGCACCCACAUGUCAUCUUUGAGGCGCGAACGAAGGCGAACAAGGGGUGUGCCAACAAGCUCGAAUACCGCCCGAAGAGCCGCCGGACCAAACAUGUCUCGUUCGUCGAGACGCCGAUGGCCGAUGACCCUAUAGCUGUCGUAGAAAGAACGCCCCGUUCAAAAGAGGGCGACUGGCGGUGGUGGAAAGACGCCGGUCUUCGGGAGCUGAAACGACGCAGAAGAGACGUCCGAGAGACAACGAAGUACAUCGAGACGGCACUCGUGAUCGACCGCGCGAUGUUCGAGCGACGGAACGGCAGCACGCGCUCAGAAGUCGUGCAUGACGCCAUACAGGUCGCCAACAUCGCGGACUUGUAUUUCCGGACACUAAACACGCGGGUGUCGCUGGUUUACAUCGAGUCGUGGCAGGGCGGGGACCAGGCGGACAUAGAACGCAAGCAGGACAUCACGCGCGCCAUACUCAAGUUCAACGACUAUACGUCGAGGAAGCUCUUCAAGAUUGAGAAGGACACCACGCAGCUUCUCACUGGCCUUUCAUUCCCUGGUGGAGAAUCCGGCAUCUCCGUGCCGGACACGGUGUGCACGCCCAAGUCCGUGGGCAUCUCCGUCGAUACCAACACGUACGAGCCACAUCUGCUCGCCGGAACGAUGGCGCAUAUGAUCGGACAUAACAUCGGAAUGGGUCACGAUGACGGUCGCGAGCAGUGCUUCUGCCGCGACUGGCACGGCUGCAUUAUGGCGCAGACCAUCGUCGGCCUCGACCAUGUUCAGCCUUAUAAGUUCUCCGACUGCUCGAAGAACGACUAUAUAAAUGAACUCCGGAUAGGCCAGGGGCUGUGUCUGCUGAACAAACCUAAUGAGCUAAUCGUCCACCGCCAAUGCGGCAACGGCCGGCUUGACGAGGGUGAAGAGUGCGACUGCGGGGCCAUCGACGAGUGCCAAAAGACCAACCCCUGCUGCGACCCCAUCACCUGCAGGCUGACGAAGGAGGCGCAGUGCGCUUCGGGAGAGUGUUGUGAACAGUGCCAAUUGAAACCACGCGGUGUGACAUGCCGUGAUGCCGCCAACGAGUGUGAUCUGGAAGAAACGUGCACGGGCCUGACUGGUGUAUGUCCCCCUGAUGCGUACAGGAAGAAUGGAGAACUAUGCGAAGAAGGCAAGGGCUACUGCUUCGCGGGCACCUGCCCCACCCUGUCCACGCAAUGCGCCAACAUCUGGGGCCCGGGCACCACGGGCGCCGACAAGGAGUGCUUCGAGCAGUUCAACUCCAAGGGCGCCGUGACGGGGCACUGCGGGAAGGACAGCAAUGGAUACAUCAAGUGUGAGAUGGAGAACGUCAAAUGUGGUUCACUGCAGUGCCAACUAGGCAAUCGGUAUCCGGUCGUGCAAGGCAUGGACGAGUACUACACCAGAACUGUUAUUACCAUCAAAGGAACCGAAUAUGAGUGCAAAGCCACGACCGGCCUCCCCGACCAUCCUGAAAUCAGCCCGCUGGGUCUGGUGAGCGACGGCACCCCGUGCGGCGACAACCUCGUCUGCGUCAACCAGACUUGCACCUCCAUCUUCCCGUACAUCGACCACACCAAAUGCCCCAGCGGGCAUAACAACAACGAAUGCUCCGGGAAAGGGACCUGCUCGAACGCGAACAAGUGCGUCUGCAACCGCGGCUGGACUGGCCCGGACUGCUCGCAGCCCGACGCCCUGCCCCCCACCCCCACCGCCUGGGUGCCCGACAACGCAACCAAGGCCGCCUACAACAUGACCAAGAAGGAAACACCGUAUGAGAACUACCACGGCUCGAACACGGUGUUCCUCGUGGCGGUGCUAAUGUCUGUGGUAGGGGGGGUAUUCAUAGUAUUUGCCCUGAGCGCUCUCUGCUACAGGUCAGUCGUAGUACACAAAAACUUCUCCCUGUGCCUAAGGAAAAAGAGCACCAUGCCGAAGUACGACCCGCCCUACGUGAAGAAACCCAUCGCGAAGAGUUUCGGCGCCGGCUCCACCACCAGCAACAACUCACAGGAAGACAUCUCUUUAGAAGGCGGGAAGAUGCACUCCUUCAAUAAUACCUUCAGAAAUCUCCUAAGCCGAGGUGACUCCCAGCGAGUAAUCUUCAGACACGGGAAUCACAUGUCGGGGCCUGGCAAUACUAGUAGAUAUCCAGAUCAUAAACAAAUGAAACGUGUUCAUUCGGGUAGCGAGGACGAGCCUACACAUUCAGGCGAAGAAGACAUCGCCUUCAUCGACGUGCAAACCAACUCGAUGGCCAAGGUGCCAGAGAAGGGAAUACUAAAGAAGCACGCGUAUGGAGCGGUGGACGGGAAGGAUAAGUGGGGAGACGACAGUCAGAGCGAGCACCUGGAGGCGGGCUCGCAGUCUGAUGGCCAGGAGCCGGCUGGGGCGGUGGCCGAUAUGGAGUAUAAGUUUAAGGAUUUGAACGGCUACCACGAAGGUAUAAUCGUGGCGCUAAAGACUGCAGCAGCGCAACGCGCCAGCGCCGGCGGCUCCACAGUCGGCUCCGGCGACCUGCGCGCACUACAAGAAUAUGAAUACAAGCGCGAACGCGCGUCCAGCGCGGAAAAAAUCCACGAAGCAGAACUCAGAAGACAGAGAGGCGGCGAAGAAGAGGAAGACGAUGCGCCAUCUUGUGGGCCCAUUAGGAUCAGGAAUUUGGAAGAUUUGAUUAGGCAGCUAGAACACCACUCGAGCAGGCACAUGAGUCCGUCGGGCUCCGAGGACAUAAGGAUGUCGGAGACUGAGGCUGAUAGGCAUUAUAGGAUCGAGCCUGGAGAAGUGCCAGCGAACCGCUGCCGCGGGCGGAUCCCCGGCGAGGAGGAUGCCCGCUUCGGCUACCCGCGCUUCCGCGGCAGCGGGCGGCACCACGCGCCGCUGUUCCCGGCGCACCUGCACCCGCACAGCCCGCACGCGCGCGCGCCGCCCGACGACGACGCGCUCUACGAGACGGCGGACGCCGAGCGGUUGAGGGACGCGCCCGAUAGUGAGAGUGAUGAAUUUAUUCAAGCUCAACAACAGUUAGCCCGGUGGGCGAGUGAAGACGCGGUGCCGGCGGCGGCGCGAGACAGGGAGAGAGAAUACUUCCCGUCGCCCCCCGGCAGUUCCAGCAGCGACGCGACUAUCCGGCGCCCGCCGCCGCCCGGCGCGAGCGGCGCCCCGGCCGCCCCGGGCGCCCCGGCCACCCCGGGCGUCCCGCCCUCCGCGACACCCGCGUCGUCCUCCUUCCCCGAGUACAAGCACUGACCGCGCGCUGCCGCUGCCGCGCCACCGAGCUGUGACCGCGCGCACGCAUUCUAAACCUCUUAGACGUAGUGGUACGAGGUAGUCGCCUGCGCGGCGCCCCGGCGUUGGCGAUUUCGCGAAGCUCGAUCCCAGCGUUUUAGCGUCGAUAAGAUAACCCUGUUGAAUUGAAAUGUUCAGAAUAGUACUUCCAUCCGAGUUAAUCACAUCAGCAUCUAUGACGCCCCACUCGAAAAAAGCUUGUGAUCCUUUGCCACCAUAAUUAUAUUAACAAAAUGUUUAUGAAACAUAAAUCGGACAAACAAAACAAAAUAUAAAAAUCCUAAACAAAACAUUUAAAUUCGAGAAAAUGGUUAGAGGUUAUCUUUUUGAUGCAUAAUAAUGACCAAUGUGAGUGUAGGUUAGAGCAACAUUAUUUGAGAUACCCAAGGAUUUUUGUAUUCAGACUGCCAACGAUGGUACAGAUUUUAAAAGUUCGAUAUUAUACGAUACGUUGAAUCACUGUAAUUUGGUAUAGGUAAAAAAAUAUUAAAUUUGGGAGAAUAAUGUUCCCUGAAUGGGUCUUAUAGUUUAGUAAUACGAGUACCUAUAUCGGUUAGCUUUACUCAAAUGUAGUACUGAAAUACUGCCAGUAAGUAAGACUUAUUUGAUGUGUAAAGUGGAAAAUGUGUGGAAAAAUUACCCAGUAAAUCUAUCAUUAUUCCGUAUUUGACUUCUUAUGUCUGAUGAGGACCAUAAGAGUUCCACCAUAAUGAAAUAUACAAAUUAUUGAAUUAUAAAGGGCGUUCAUGAUAUGAGACUUCUGCUUACUUGAGCCUUGUAUAUUUUAUUUGUAAGAUUAUACGCCGAUUUCAUAUUUUAAGACUUAUCCACCAAAGCUCACGUAUGAGUGUAAUUAAAAUUAAUUAAUAACUAUAUUUUCCUAUUUAAAGUAACCAAUGAAAAGUGGUCUAAGUAUGCAAUAUCGCCAGCUCCACAGGGCACAAGGAACAUAAUCGCAUUACUCUAAAAAGCUCCUGUUGUAGUUGCAAUGAAACUAACACUAUAUAGUCUCUAAACUUCUGCAAACUGACUUUUGAAAAAUUGUUGUGUGGCACUGGUAUUACUAGCUCUAGCUGUACAAAGUCAAAAUAAAUCGGAGCAAUAUUAUGUUGAAUCGCUAGUCCUCUGAUUAGUAUAAGUCGUGUGUGUAUGUAUUAAUCUUCAAGAAAUCGCCAACUCUCGGACAAACCCCACGGCGUGGCGCCGGCGUGUCCGACGCCGGACGCGUUGGGCCCCAACAAGCGGGCGCCCGGCGCGCGGCGCGGGGGCCGCGGCGCCACGGCGCGGGGCGGCGGAGGCGCCCGCGGCGGCCCCGCGCACGCCUUAGGCUAAUUCGAUGUAACAUGUUGCACUGUUAGGGUAAUCACGUUACGAAUAGUUAACCGUUAGAACACAAUAAUAUUUCACACGUAGCUAAUGAAAUAAAUGAAUAGCGAAUGAAUGUAGGAGGCGCAGCGCAGCGCCAUUCCGCUGUGAAUACGUAUGUAGUUAUUGUUAGAAAUCGUGUACAUAUACUGAAGUAUGAAGUAUUAAAUGCACAUUUAUUAUGAUUGACUGACUAUAGGAAAAUUAGAUUAAACUGUUGAAUGUAAGUUGAAUGAAGCGCGCCGCGCUCUUUUGUCGCAGUAACUGUUACGUUGAAAUGUUUAAUAAUUAUAUUUGUUCUAUUAAUAUGAUACGCUUUAUAACUCUUAUCUCUGUUUGUAGCGGGGCUAGGGCGCGGGGCGCGAGUGCUAGACCUAAGCGUAAGUUAGAGUAAGGUCGUCGUUUUAUGGUAAGGUAAGAGCUGUGCGGUGUCGAGGUCCUGCGAGACGUGGAGCUCGCGUUCGUGACUUCCGACCGUCGGAGCUCAAGUAGCUUUGAUUUAGAUAGGCUAUUAACAAAUUGAACACUUAUUAUUAAGCGAAGCUUUAAUGUAACGUGUGUUAGUUUGAAGGAUGUCGAUAUUCGAUGCAGAAGGCGAGCUCAACGUCUGGCCCGAUGGCGAUACGUUUCUUGGUUAGCCUAAGUUAAAUAAGUUGUGAAGAGUGCUUGUCAGACUUGCUCAGCGUGUGUCGAGUAUCGAAGUGGGCGAAGAGCAACCGUCCCGGAGUCACCUCGGUGUGACACCGCCGCGGUAUCAUUACUGUUUAAACUCUCUGAUUAACCCUACGCGUUCAGAAUCCGAAGCCAAUAACAAGUAUCAAAACACUGAAGUCCUUGCCGCGGCAGGGUCGCCAUGAUGCCGUGGUCGGUGUUACGCCUCUCCGAACACGCCCCACUUCACACUGCGUCAUUUGUUACAUCGCGUUUAAGGAAUUUUAAACUAAGCAACAUAACACCAAUAUCAAAAUCAAAGUUCAAAUUCCUUUUUUAUACUCUGUUAUUGAAAUUGACAUGGCUGAUUCGUGAAUAAACUUUUAAAGUAUUAUGUUCUAAAGCUUAUAUUUUAACAAGGAAUUUUAAAAUAUCCAAAUGUAAGUUUAUUGGGUUCCUAAUUGUGUGCAUGAACAAUAUGUAAUAUUUAGUUAGUUAAAUAUUGCAGAAACAGAUGAAUAACAAGAAUGAGGAAUGCGUAUUUUAUUUUCCACAACUUACCUACUUAUUAAUGUAUGUACAGACGUCAUCAGAUAUAUCGGAGCGGCCUAGGCGCUCACAAAUAUCUGAACACACCCCUUUUGUCAAGUGCGUGUUCAGAUAUUUGUGAACACCUUGGCCGCUCCGAUAUAUCUGAUUGCGACCGUAAUACUUUAUUAUAUAUGUAUGUGACGUUAGAGAUCAUACCUCUCGCGUCGAAUGAUGAUGAUGAUCCCUAUGACAGUUCCUGUAAAGUCGCUUUUGGAUGGAUUUAAUUAAAAAUAAUAAUUAAAUAAAUGUGUUUUCACCGUAUUUUUAUUUACGUAAAUGUCACCUUUCUAAAUAAAGUAAUGUGAUAAACUUACAAAAAACGUCUACAAACAUUUUUCGUGACAGCUACUCCAUAUAUAAAUGAACUGUCAUAUAGGGAUCAUUAUUAUUAAUUACUAGUUUACUUACUCAGUUAUCUCAAGUUAGGUAUGCGCCAUGCGUUAGCCAUGUCAACUAAACUUGCAUAGUCUAAGUUGUCAAAGUAAGAAUCUUUAAACAAAAUCUAGUUAAACAAACAACACAACCAGAGAUCUCGUACCGUGCACAUAUUCUAGACGUAAUAAACGUACGCAUAUUCUAAAACUUAAUGUGAAAUAUAAAAGUUAUCCCAUUUUAUCAGAAAUAUCUAUUAUUAUUAUUGUAUUAAAUAAACGAAUUUAUGCAGUUUAACCUGAAAGAUAUGUACGAUAAAAUGUGUUAUAGUUUCGCGUUUAUUUUAUUGUAAACAAAUUUAGAGAGUUAUCGGUUUAUUCGCGAUUACGCUAGGUUAGGUGGCCCGGCCACGACAUAACUCGUAGUCUACAAGUAAAGUAUUAUAAUGAUAGACGAAGAGUGUCGGCUAUUAUCAAUCCGACGCGACGAACGCCGGGCUGAGCUCGGGCGGCGGACUCAGGACGCCAUUUUGGAGCCUCCGUUCCAAAUAAGCUUUACAAAUGAACAAAAAAAGCCAAUCUUAACCUAAGCCUGUGUGUCAACGGCCUCUAGGUAUUCCUGGGCUCGCCGCUUCCUGCGCCGGAUUUCCAAUAUUUUACGGAAUAUUUGUUGUACUUUAAGUUAGUCUAAAUAGUUACUAUGAACACGUACAGGGUAGAUGUUAUUGCAAUACUCUGUAGCUGGGUGUUGCACUCGCCCGCGUGGCGUGAGUCGACGUCAUUUACUCAUACUCGUAAAUACAAGAAAAUGCUCAAUUAUUGUGUCCAAAGAAAAAUCUUAUGGCCACCCUAGUUCGUGUCCGUCGACAUCGCGCCAUGCACGUGAAAUGUACGCCGAACCAGACGGAGUCAUUUUUAAAUUUAUGCUAUCUUUUUUCAGCUACAAUCCGAUCUUUAUAAUAUUUCAACGUCGGCAAAGCGUACAAGCGAGUGCGCGAUCCAGUAGGCGUCCCGAGCGCGCGUUCAUAAACCUGCAAGCCAGUCUGUGCGAUCCUCCUGGCACUUGCUACAUCGGUAUAGAGUCGAAAAUCGCACAGACUAGUUUGUACGCGUAGGCCUAAUCGUCAAUUGCGGACGCGCCAGAUACGCCAUUGCUCACGGCAGUGUUCUGCUCGUCGCGAAUCAUUGCAACGGCUCGGGAAGAACCACUAUCGCUAAGCCUCACUCAUAUCCGUAUUUGUCCUAGAACGCGGCAUACUUGAAUUGUGACUAGUUAUGCUAGAUGCGUGUAAGAACGUGUUAUGUAAAAAUGGAAUGUUAUUUUUCAGUGUUUAUAGAUUUAGAGUUAGGAGCUCUGAAAAAUGGCAUCGUUUCAUCCACACUGCUGUGUAUUGUAAUGUGCACGAAUUUGGUCGCGAAAAUUGAAUUGCCACCUUAUAGCCACCCUAACAGUGCGACAGAUAAAUAAUUAAGUUUAACAUUGUAUAAUGUAUUGCACUAUAAAUUGUAAAUUUAAAAAUGGAGGUAAUUGCUCAAAAUGUGUACCGAUUGCAAUGGUUCGCGUAGCCUGAGGCCGCGCCCUAACUAAAUAAUUAGUAUGUUAAACUUAAGUGAUAUUAUGUAAUAUAAAAAUACGAAUUUUAAACGAAAAACGUUGAAACGUCAUUUUCUGUUUGGUUUUGUCCUUGUAAAUAUAUUUGCUAUAUGAUUUACUAAAUGAAUGUAACAUAUUAUUAACAAGAAAAAAUAGAUGAAACAACAAUUUU
Messenger RNA from Cydia pomonella (codling moth), 9092 nucleotides. It is a transcript of the gene mmd, whose product is annotated as disintegrin and metalloproteinase domain-containing protein 11. The record is from RefSeq and is a predicted model, not a curated record. The transcript is spliced from 30 exons. Lineage: Eukaryota; Metazoa; Arthropoda; Insecta; Lepidoptera; Tortricidae. Gene Ontology annotation, biological process: membrane protein ectodomain proteolysis. Bases 296 to 4309 code for a protein of 1337 amino acids. Gene Ontology annotation, molecular function: metalloendopeptidase activity.